Messenger RNA from Ochlerotatus camptorhynchus, 1128 nucleotides. RefSeq names its product replication factor C subunit RfC4 (gene RfC4). Gene Ontology annotation, molecular function: DNA binding; ATP binding; DNA clamp loader activity. Gene Ontology annotation, cellular component: nucleus; DNA replication factor C complex. The record is from RefSeq and is a predicted model, not a curated record. Gene Ontology annotation, biological process: DNA repair; DNA-templated DNA replication. The transcript has 3 exons. Bases 49 to 1080 code for a protein of 343 amino acids. NCBI's taxonomy places the organism in Eukaryota, Metazoa, Arthropoda, Insecta, Diptera, Culicidae.
CCACGAUUCUGCAAGUUUCGUAUUUUUCAUUCCAUAAAUCUCUGCAAAAUGCCAGAAUCUCGAGUAAAUGAGGGUGCAUCCGGAUCGGGCACUUCCAAGGACACCGCAUCCAACAAAAAGAAAAACUUACCCUGGAUCGAGAAGUACCGCCCCCAAAAGUUUGAGGAAAUCGUCGGCAAUGAAGACACCGUGAGUCGAUUGGGAGUUUUUGCCACGCAGGGGAAUGCACCGAAUAUUAUCAUUGCUGGACCACCCGGUGUGGGUAAAACCACGACGAUUCUCUGUCUGGCACGGAUCCUUUUGGGGGAAAACUUUCGGGAAGCGGUAUUGGAGUUGAACGCAUCCAACGAGCGUGGUAUCGAUGUGGUUCGGAACAAGAUUAAAAUGUUUGCCCAGCAAAAGGUGACACUGCCCCGGGGACGGCACAAGAUCGUUAUUCUGGAUGAGGCCGACAGUAUGACCGAAGGCGCCCAACAGGCACUGAGAAGAACUAUGGAAAUUUAUAGCAACACGACUCGUUUCGCAUUGGCCUGCAAUACGAGUGAGAAGAUCAUCGAACCCAUCCAGUCCCGGUGUGCGAUGUUGCGAUUCUCGAAGCUUUCGGAUGCGCAGGUUUUGGCCAAGUUGAUUGAGGUCUGUCAGAAGGAGGGAUUGAACUACGACGAGGAUGGUUUGGAAGCGAUUGUUUUUACGGCCCAGGGUGACAUGCGACAGGCAUUGAACAAUUUGCAGUCGACGGCAAAUGGAUUCGGGCACAUUAGCGGGGCGAACGUGUUCAAAGUUUGUGACGAGCCUCACCCAAUGCUGGUGCAGGAUAUGUUGGAGCAUUGCAUCAAGGGAGAUAUCCACAAAGCGUACAAGAUUAUGGCCAAACUGUGGCGCCUGGGGUACGCCGCGGAAGACAUCAUCGGAAAUGUCUUCCGAGUUUGCAAGCGGAUGAACAUGAACGAAAAGCUUAAGUUGUGCUUCAUCCGGGAUAUUGGAGAAACGCACAUGAAAAUCGUAGACGGACUGAACUCGUUGCUUCAGAUGUCCGGGAUGCUGGCGAAGCUUUGUGAGAUAUCUUAUGAUUACUCAUAGGAUUGUUCAUAAUUUUUGGUAAUGAAUAAUAUUUAAGUUUUCUGAAUA